Salarias fasciatus (jewelled blenny) is the source of this 2200-nucleotide messenger RNA. Its product is annotated as muscarinic acetylcholine receptor M2-like. The transcript has 4 exons. Bases 236 to 1591 code for a protein of 451 amino acids. Gene Ontology annotation, molecular function: G protein-coupled serotonin receptor activity; G protein-coupled acetylcholine receptor activity. Gene Ontology annotation, biological process: adenylate cyclase-inhibiting G protein-coupled acetylcholine receptor signaling pathway; regulation of smooth muscle contraction; chemical synaptic transmission. Gene Ontology annotation, cellular component: synapse; plasma membrane; dendrite. The record is from RefSeq and is a predicted model, not a curated record. NCBI's taxonomy places the organism in Eukaryota, Metazoa, Chordata, Actinopteri, Blenniiformes, Blenniidae.
GGCGGAGCAGCAUCCACAUCAGGUUACUUUCUGCCUCUCUCUCUGCUCCAGUGUGCUGACAGAGGUGACAGUAACAUGGACGAAACUGAAGCAGCUCAUCCGUGUCACUGCCAGCGGACGGGCUGAAAUAAUCUCUCUCUAGUUAUCUGUCUAUCUAUCUAUCUCUGUGGAUUUCCAGCAUGCUGCAGGUCGACAUGUAUGGACUGAGAAAUCUGUGAAAAGGAUCUCAGACAGGAUGGAGACUCUGAAUUCGUCCCACACUCCUAACGGCAGUGGAGCUGAUAACAGCAGCCUCUUCUCUCGGAGCCCGUACACCACCGUGGAGAUUGUGCUCAUCGUCCUGGUGGCCGGAUCUCUGAGUCUAAUCACAGUCAUCGGCAACAUCCUGGUCAUGCUCUCCAUAAAGGUAAACAGGAACCUGCAGACUGUCAACAACUACUUCCUGUUCAGCCUGGCCUGUGCAGACCUGAUUAUUGGCAUCUGCUCCAUGAACCUGUACACGGUCUAUAUAGUGAUCGGCUACUGGCCCCUGGGAGCCGUGGUGUGCGACCUGUGGCUGGCCGUCGAUUACGUUGUCAGCAACGCCUCCGUCAUGAACCUGCUCAUCAUCAGCUUCGACCGCUACUUCUGCGUCACCAAGCCGCUCACCUACCCGGUGCGCCGCAGCACCAAGAUGGCCGGCCUGAUGAUCGCGGCGGCCUGGGUCUUGUCCUUCAUCCUCUGGGCUCCCGCCAUUUUGUUCUGGCAGUUCAUCGUGGGGGGCAGAACCGUGCCGCCCGACGAGUGCUACAUCCAGUUCUUCUCCAACCCCGCCGUGACCUUUGGGACGGCGAUAGCGGCCUUUUACCUGCCGGUGGCCAUCAUGAUCCACCUUUACUGGCGCAUCUCCAAAGCCAGCCGCAGCCGCAUGAGGCGCGACAGCAGGAAGGCGUCGGGCACCAGCCUGGGAGAAGGUCCGUCCCACAGCCAGGACGAGGGAUGCGACAACAACUGCGUCGCGGCGAAGAGAGUCCAGGAGGCGGCAGCAGACGCGAAGGAGAAGGAGAAGGUUUUGGUGCAGAGGCCCCAGCAGAAUGGAAGCGGCCCCUGCAAGGAAGAGAAAUCCUCCCAGGCGGACUCUACCUCGGACAGCGCUCACGCUUCGACGUCCAAGGUCUCUACUUCGUCACGAAAGAGCUCCAGCUGUGGUAAAGACGCGACGCAGCCCCCUUCGCCUGAGAACUCGGCUGCUGACCGACAAACUCUGGUCACAAAGACGCUGCUGAAGGUGACAAAGCGAGCUGUGAGCGAGAGCGCCGUGGCCAGGUGGAAAAAGAAAGGCAUCUCCUCCAGGGAGAAGAAGGUGACGCGCACCAUCAUGGCCAUCCUGGUGGCGUUUGUCGUCACGUGGACGCCGUACAACGUGAUGGUCCUGAUCAACACGUUCUGCUCCGUCUGCAUCCCCAACACCCUGUGGACCAUCGGCUACUGGCUCUGCUACAUCAACAGCACCAUCAACCCGGCGUGCUACGCCCUGUGCAACACCACCUUCAAGAACACCUUCAAACACCUGCUGCUGUGCCAGUACAAGAAGAUACGAACGGCGCGGUGAGGGGGGGGGAAACAAAGAGAGAUAACAAAUAUCAGAAACAUGUAGUUGUCAAGUAGAAUAGCUGUGGUUGCUGUGCACUUACUCAUUUGCUUUUUCACUGGCAGAACUUAUCCCACAUCUGUUAAAGUGAGUGUUUUUAGUUGUUCCACAAGCCUAACUUUGAAUAACUUCAAUGACGACGUAGCAUUGUAUAUAAUUAUAUAGAUAUUUAUUGAGAUUAACGGACUCAGUAUUGUUGAUAAGAAAAAAAAAAGACAGUUCUUUCUUCUGGGUGUUUUCUUUUUCUCUCUCCUCACACAGAAAUUUGUUUGUUGUUAAUAGUCGUAGUGAUUUUGAUGGUGUUGUGGCCUGAACAGUGACUUUGUUCCGAGAAGUGAAGUCAGGACAAGAAAAAAGACACUGACUGCUUGGAGGGGACACUGGGACGGUUCAGCUGAAGGAGGGACGUGGAGCAGUGAAUCAGGAGAAAACAUCAGAGCCAAUAUGAGGAAUCUGUCUGAAUGAAGCCCGGACUUCAAAUUGAAUUAAGAGCAGAAAAGAGAAUUAGCAGCUGUAAACUGAUAUGUGUGUGUGUGUGUGUGUGUGUGUGUGUGUGUGUGUGUGUGUGUG